Messenger RNA from Notechis scutatus (mainland tiger snake), 2433 nucleotides. NCBI's taxonomy places the organism in Eukaryota, Metazoa, Chordata, Lepidosauria, Squamata, Elapidae. The record is from RefSeq and is a predicted model, not a curated record.
AAUUCCCCAGCCAACAAUUGAAGUCCAGACUUCUUAAAGCUGCCACGGUUGAGAAUCUCUGGUUGGAAGGAGAAAUCAAAAGUUCAUGGAUUUCACCACCGGGAUCCUUCUUCCACUGAUUUUGGGUGGCGUAGGGAUCUUCACUAUCUUGCGAUUGGUCAGGAAAAUCCAGGCAAGGGCCUACCUGAAGGACGCAGUAGUAGUGAUAACAGGGGCAACUUCUGGACUGGGGAAAGAAUGCGCCAAAGCUUUCCAUGCCGCGGGAUCCCAACUGGUGCUGUGUGGCCGAAGUGGAGAGAGGCUUCGGGAUGUUCUCCGGGAGUUAUCUGCUGCCGCUGACCCCCUCAAAAACGCUCACAAACAUCACGUUGUGGUUUUUGAUCUCUCGGAUAUCAAUGCAGUAGUUAGCGCUGCGAAGGAGAUUUUGAGCUGUGUGGAUCAUGUCGAUAUUUUAAUUAACAAUGCUGGCAUCAGCUACCGGGGCACCAUAACAGAGACGGUGAUCGAGGUAGACCGGAAAGUGAUGGAAACCAAUUAUUUCGGUCCGGUUGCUUUGACGAAAGCCCUCCUUCCUGCCAUGAUCAAGAGGAGGAAAGGGCACAUCGUAACCAUCAGCAGCGUGCAAGGCAAAAUCAGCAUUCCCUUCCGGUCGGCAUAUGCGGCCUCCAAGCACGCAACCCAGGCUUUUUUUGACUGUUUGCGAGCCGAAGUGGAGCGAUUCAACAUCGAAGUGACGGUUGUGUGUCCCGGCUACAUCCAGACCAACCUUUCGCUCAACGCCGUCACGUCAGACGGAUCCCAGUAUGGAGUGAUGGACAAGAGCACCAGGGAAGGCAAGACAGCCGCGGAUGUGGCUCGACUGGUCCUGGACGCCGUGGGAGAGAGGAGAAAGGAAGUUCUGCCGGGGGUGGGUUUCCUGCCCGCCCUGGCAGUUUAUCUCCGGCCGCUCUGCCCCACUGUCUUCUUCACCCUCAUGGCCAGGAGAGCACGCAAGGAGAAGAAAGAGAAGGAAUCCUAACCCAUCCACCCCGGUAAGACUUCACCAGGUCAAAGGGUGGACGGAAGCCGCUAGGUGUCGUAGCUUACAUGGGUGGAGGACUGCAGGAGCCGAAGGUUUCAUCUUUUGCUUGCGCUAAGAGGUGGAUUUAGGUCUGGGGACAAGAAGCAUGGCCAACUAAAACUUUCCGAGCCCCGCAAAGCAUUUUAUGUAUAGAGGGUCGAUGCUUAGCCGAUUCACAUCAGAUUUCGAGAACGGAAGCUGCUUCCCACUCAAGUGGAUCUUCAGAAGACAACGUGCCAUGAAUAGCUGGAUAUUUUGACUUCUUUUUUUUUUUUUCUUACCUGGUCUUUCCGGCUUAUCUUUUACACUUAAUUUGUAAGCAGGAGAGGGAAAAAAAUAAUAAUACUGUCAUUCCCCAUAGGUACCGGGUUUUCCCCGAAAAUAAAGACCCAACCAAAAAAAAAUAAGCCCUAGCAUGAUUUUUUCAGGAUUCUCGUAAUGUAAGCCCUACCUCCCCCCAAAAAAUAAGCCCCAGUUAAAAUCGUCAGCAAGACGAAUGCAUUAGAGUCAAGACACGACUUAGCAACUGAACCUCAACGUUUUGCGAACCCAACCACUGCUAUUGGCAAAGGUACAAAGCUUUUGUUGUAGUGGUGUCAAACUCGAUUCCAUGGAGGACCACAUCAGGGUUGUGUUUGACCUCGGUGGGCCGGGUUGGGCGUGGCCAGCUCGGUGGCACUCGUGGCAGGGGGCGCCUGUGGCAGGCCAAGGGCUCUGCUAGCAAAAACAGGUUCCCAAGCUCAGUUUUCGGCUGCGAUGACCUCCUGCAACCCCUCUUGCUGGUAGAGGCACUGUGGACCGGUCCUUCUGUCAGGGCUCUGGCAGUUACCCCCCCUCCCUUUCUGUUGGCAAUUCUGAAAAGACCAUAGAAAUAUUUUAUGAGUUGACCUUUUCGCUGUUUCCAGGGCAGUCCUGUGGGCCAGAUCUAACCCCCCCGUGGGUUGGAUCCUGCCCACCCGCCUUCAGUUGGAUACCCCUGUUGUAGAUAAGUCUACUGACAAGUGAGCUUUCACCCAAUCCAUCCUUUAGGCUCCACCCCACUGGAAGAAUUUCCUACUAGAUGUUUUUCGUUCCAAAAGAAAAAAAGGACCUCUUCAAAUUCUCAUCCUUUAAUGAAUGGUCAGUGAUAUCUUUGAGCUGGUUCUGUAGAAUACAAUUAAACAAGAUGCCUAAGGGAUGUGUCUUUCCUCACCCCUCCCCUCCCCAAGGGUGGGGGAGGAGAGGAUGGCUGGAGGAACCAAAACCUACCCACCCAACCCCUUGUAUUGUUUUGCUUGCACCGAGAUCCGACUGUUGUCUUCAUCGCUCACGCUGUUCCACCCCACCGCAGAUCUAGGUCGGAGGGAUUAAAAAAUAAAAAGAACAGAAAUCCC